AACCCCAAAUUAUUUAUUUAUCCCUUCCUUGGUUUGUUUACAUAUUCUAAGAUUUUGAAAAAGAAAAAUGUUUGCAUGGCUUGCAAUCCUUGACAAUCCCAUAUUCAUCUUCUUCCUCCUCCCUACUUAACUUCCAAUCUAAUUUAACCCUUCUUCCUUCAUUUUGUUUCUUGAAAUUUUGAUUUUGCCAUUGAUGAACAUCACCAUUUAAAAACAGGCUACCUCUGUUUCCUCCCACUUUCCAUGCACCGAAUGCCAACAAAGUUCAUUCAAAUCAAGCCAAUAAAAGAAAUGUUGAAAAAACUAAGGAGAAAAGUCAAGACCAUAAUUACAAAGUCCUGUAAAAAGGCAAAAAAACCUUCUAAACCCCCAAAAUCACCAUCUCCCUCGCCACCACCAUCGCCAUCUCUAUCGCCAUCUCCAUCUCCAUCUCCAUCUCCAUCUCCAUCUCCGCCAAUGUCACCACCAAAACCUCAAACCCCCCAGAAAAGGUACCCUUUUCUCUUCCCCAAAGUACAGUCCUCAGUUCUCCCUGACCCUUCCCUUUUCUUCUCCCCUGACCUCCUCUCAACUCCUCUCCCUACAAACUCUUUCUUCCAAAACUUUACUCUUAAAAAUGGCGAUCAACCUGAAUACAUCCAUCCAUAUCUCAUCAAAUCAGCUGACUCUUCCAUUUCUAUCUCCUACCCAUCUCGCUUCCACAACUCUUCGUUCUUGUACCAAAUUUUUAUCUCUGAUCUGACCAUCUUUGCGACAGAUAAAACCCACCCAACUUCACUGAAAAACCAUAUAAUCUCUUCUUACAGUGAUUUAAGUCUUACUAUAGAUCUCCCCUCUUCAAACCUCCGAUUCUUUCUUGUCCGAGGUAGUCCCUUUUUAACCUGUUCUGUAACAGGCAAUACUCCAAUAUCAAUCUCUACGAUUCAUGCAAUUCUCUCAUUUUCUUCAAAUAGUUCACUCACCAAGUAUACCAUUAAGCUCAACAACAAUCAAACUUGGCUUAUAUAUACAUCUUCACCCAUCAGUCUGGAGCAUAAUCUUUCUUUGAUCACUUCUGGUGGGUUUUCGGGUAUUAUUCGGAUAGCUGUACUGCCAGAUUCUGAUCCAACAUAUGAGUCCAUUCUUGAUCGGUUCAGUUCAUGCUAUCCAAUCUCAGGUGAUGCAGUUUUCACUAAACCAUUUUGUUUAGAAUAUAAAUGGGAAAAGAAGGGGUGGGGAGAUUUGCUUAUGCUUGCACAUCCACUUCAUCUUAAUAUUUUAUCUAGUGACGAUUGUGAUGUUAAAGUUUUAGAGAAUUUUAAGUAUAAAAGUAUUGAUGGGGAGCUUGUUGGUAUUGUUGGUGAUUCAUGGGUGUUGAAACCACACCAAGUUUCAGUAACUUGGCAUUCUAUUAAAGGGGUGAAAGAAGAAUCAUAUCCUGAGAUUGUAACUGCUCUUUGUAAGGACGUUGAGGCCUUGAAUUCAUCGGCUAUAACAACAACAUCAUCUUAUUUUUAUGGGAAGUUGAUUGCGAAAGCAGCAAGGUUGGCUUUGAUUGCUGAAGAAGUGUGUUUUCUUGAUGUGAUUCCAGCAAUAAGGAAGUUCUUGAAGGAUACAAUUGAGCCAUGGCUGGAUGGGACUUUUAAUGGGAACGGUUUUUUUUAUGACUCAAAAUGGGGUGGAAUUUUAACUAAACAAGGGUCAGCUGAUUCGGGGGCAGAUUUUGGUUUUGGAAUUUACAAUGAUCACCAUUAUCAUAUUGGUUACUUCCUUUAUGCGAUUGCUGUCUUGGCCAAGAUUGACCCAACAUGGGGAAGGAGGUAUAAGCUCCAAGCUUAUUCACUUGUGGCAGAUUUUAUGAACUUAGGCAGGCGAUUAAAUUCAAAUUAUCCACGUUUGAGGUGUUUUGAUUUCUAUAAACUCCAUUCUUGGGCUGGAGGGUUGACUGAAUUUGCAGAUGGACGGAAUCAAGAAAGCACUAGUGAAGCAGUGAAUGCAUAUUAUUCUGCUGCAUUGAUGGGGUUAGCCUAUGGAGACACUCAUCUUGUUGCAACUGGAUCAACACUUACAGCAAUGGAGAUUCAAGCAGCACAAACAUGGUGGCAUGUAAAGGAGGGAGGUAAUCUGUAUGAAGAAGAAUUCACAAGAGAGAACCGAGUGGUAGGAGUUUUGUGGGCUAACAAGAGGGACAGUGGCCUUUGGUUUGCUCCUCCUGACUGGAGAGAGUGCAGGCUCGGAAUUCAGUUGCUACCCUUAUUGCCUAUCAGCGAGGUUUUGUUCUCUGAUAUUGGCUUUACUAGAGAGCUUGUGAACUGGACAUUGCCAGCACUAGGAAGGGAUGGAGUGGGAGAGGGAUGGAAAGGGUUUGUCUAUGCCUUGGAAGCAAUUUAUGACAAAGAGAGUGCAUUGGAAAAGAUAAGAAACCUGAAUGGUUUUGAUGAUGGGAAUUCACUUACUAAUCUGUUGUGGUGGGUUCACAGUAGGGGUGAUGAACAUGAAAAUGAAAGCGGUGCUGGGGGAAAGUAUUGCUGGUUUCCUCACUAUUGUCAUUAACUUCAGUUGUCUUAUAUUGGAUUGGGUGAAUAAAUUAAACCAUGAAAUGUUGCUUCUGGAAUUAGUUCUGCUAUUUUCAUGACUCUGUUGCUUAAUGCUAUAUAUGAAUUGAUAUAAAGUUCCAAGUUAAAUGGAUUCAUUAAUUUGAUACACUGUGCUGUUUAUUUAGCUGAAAUUUCAUUUCUUUCUAAUCAAUGGUUUUUAUCAGUAAUGCUCUCCCUCUUCACUUGCUUAGCCUUACACCAAAAGUUAUGCUGAGUACAAGAACGGGAUCAAACUUAUUAGCUGGUUCCAUUUUCCUUCACAAUUACAAGUUUUAAUUAUAAGAGACAUCACAAAAUAUAAGAUGAACAUGAGUUUUCAAUGGCCAUGAAACUGGGUUUGCAACCUAAAAGGCAGUUCAAAAUGGAGUGAAGUAUACCACA
This is a messenger RNA of Durio zibethinus, 2957 nucleotides long. RefSeq names its product glucan endo-1,3-beta-D-glucosidase. Lineage: Eukaryota; Viridiplantae; Streptophyta; Magnoliopsida; Malvales; Malvaceae. The record is from RefSeq and is a predicted model, not a curated record. Gene Ontology annotation, molecular function: endo-1,3(4)-beta-glucanase activity.